AUGCUCAUAGGAUUAAUUGGGCACUACACGCACUUAACAAAAGAUCUAGGUCCUCACCCUCUAGCUUCCUUGAUUGCUAGUUGUUGUGCAAUGGCGAGACAGAUUGGUGUUUGUGCUAUGAGCCACAUCUACAUGGAAAGGAAUGUUGUGGCUGAUUGUUUGGCUAAAUGGAGCCAUAAUAUUGAUCUUGGGCUGUGUGUGCUUGAUGCUGCCCCAAGCUGGAUUGGUGCUUUAUUAGUAGAUGAUUUGUUAGGAGUUCAUAGAACUCGUUGGGUUGGUUUAGCCUCUGGCUAA
Molecule: messenger RNA, 294 nt
Organism: Prunus armeniaca (apricot)
Lineage: Eukaryota; Viridiplantae; Streptophyta; Magnoliopsida; Rosales; Rosaceae
Source: the annotation of a GenBank genome assembly